AUGACUCACACUGUUGCCGACGCCGCCCGCCCCUUUGUCGGCAAGGUGGCCGUGAUUACCGGCGCCGGCCGCGGCAUUGGCCGGGGCAUUGCCAUCGAGCUCGGCCGCCGCGGCGCCAGCGUUGUCGUCAACUACGGCAGCAGCAGCGCGGCCGCCGAGGAGGUCGUCGCGGAGCUGCAGUCGCUCGGCGCCGAGGCCGUGGCGCUGAAGGCGGACAUUAGCAAGCCGGCCGAGGUCGUGGCGCUGUUUGACCGCGCCGUGGCGCACUUUGGCGGCAUCGACAUUGUCGUGUCCAACUCGGGUAUGGAGGUGUGGUCGUCGGAGCUGGACGUGACCCAGGAGCUCUUUGACAAGGUGUUCAACCUCAACUGCCGCGGCCAGUUCUUUGUGGCGCAGCAGGGGCUCAAGCACUGCCGCCCCGGCGGCAGCAUCAUCCUGACGUCGUCGGUGGCGGCGUCGCUGACGGGCAUCCCGAACCACGCGCUGUACGCCGGGUCCAAGGCCGCCGUCGAGGGCUUCACGCGCGCCUUUUCGGUCGACUGCGGCGAGAAGGGCGUCACCGUCAACGCGAUUGCCCCCGGCGGCGUCAAGACGGACAUGUACGACGAGAACUCGUGGCACUACGUGCCGGGCGGCUACAAGGGCAUGUCGCAGGACAUUAUCGAUGCGGGCAUCACCAAGGCCUGCCCGCUGAAGCGCGUGGGCACGCCGGCCGACAUUGGCAAGGCUGUGGCGCUUCUGGUCAGCCCGGAGGGCGAGUGGAUCAACGGCCAAGUCAUUAAGCUGUCGGGUGGUUCUGCUGUGUAG
Sporothrix brasiliensis 5110 is the source of this 807-nucleotide messenger RNA. RefSeq names its product 3-oxoacyl-[acyl-carrier protein] reductase. The coding region runs from base 1 to 807 and encodes 268 amino acids. NCBI's taxonomy places the organism in Eukaryota, Fungi, Ascomycota, Sordariomycetes, Ophiostomatales, Ophiostomataceae. Gene Ontology annotation, molecular function: oxidoreductase activity. The record is from RefSeq and is a predicted model, not a curated record. The transcript has 2 exons.